AUGGAGGAGACGCCUCCCGCGGAGGACCAGCGGCUGGAUUUCAUAGCGAACUACGUGCUGAGGACGUUCAAGCUCAAGCAAGACAAAUGGCAGAAGUGUGUGUCGGCGGAGGAGAACCGCCAGGCGCUGCUGGGGUUCCUGGACCGGGCCGAGCAGCGGACUCUGGUGGUGUGUGUGACCGCGGCCGGGCUGCUGCAGGCGGCCGCCUCGUUCGCGGAAGCCGGCGGGAGCUCGAAGAGCAAGGCGGUGUACUUCAUGAAGGCCGGAGGGGCCGCGCUCCGCCCGGAGACCAUGAGGGAGUGCGUGGUGUGCGGGGACCUGUCCUACACCCCCCUGCAGCAGUUCUCUGCCCUGGUAGAGGAGGUCGUGGCCCCACUGCUCUCCAACAGUCAGAACCACACAGGCUGGCCCCAGGUGGUCUCUCAGGACAUCCUGCACCACGUGCACUCCCUCCAGAACAGCGUGUACGUGGUGUCCGGACGGGUCCAGGGCAGGACUCUGCUGCCUCUCCCCGUGGGCUCAAACGGAGCGCAGCAGGCCGACAAAAGCGGGGAAGUCAGGAGCGUCAUCCACUCCCUGGAGUCCGCCGUGAUCGAGUGGAGCCAUCAGAUCCGCUCCAUCCUGAAGAAAGACUCCUCAGAGGCCCUGCUGGAAGGCAAGAAGCCCACCCCUCACACAGAGCUGCUCUUCUGGAAGAACAGAUGUGCAGAUUUGGAGUGCGUCCACUCCCAGCUAACAUCGUCUAAGGUGACCAAGAUGGCCGCGCUGUUGGAGGCCGCGGAGAGCAGCUACUUCCCCGCGUUCCUGAACAUGAAGCAGGACGCCUUCGCAGCUCUGGAAGAGGCCAAGGACAUCUGCACCUACCUGCAGCCGCUCCAGCGCUUCUUUGAAGACAUGGAGAACGUGGAGUUUAAUGAGGUCGGGAGUCAAAUCGGGCCUCUGAUGCACACGGUGUGCCUGGUGUGGGCUCACUCCAGAUACUACAGCACUCCGGCUCGCCUCGUCGUUCUGCUGCAGGAGACCUGCAACCUCCUCGUACAGCAGGCGCGGGGGUAUCUCGCUCCCGAGGAGAUCCUGAGGGGAGACGUCCCAGAGAAUCUCCUCAAAGUGCAGAAAAGCCUGGAGAUCCUUCAGCUCUUCAGAAGUACGUACGAGGACCGCAGGGCCAAUCUGAAGCAGUACCAGAGCAACGGCAGCCCGGUUCGACCUUGGGACUUUUCCCCGCUGUUGAUUUUCUCCGGAUUCGAUCAGUUCAUCAGCAGAGUCCAAACCGUCAGGGACGUCCUUUUGACAGCUGAGGACCUGUUCAAACUGGAGAAGCUGGAGAUCGGAGGCGUCCAGGGUCGAACGCUGAGCCUGCAGGUCCAAGGACUCCACCAAGAGUUCAUGAGCGCUUUCAAAGUCCUGACGGAGAAACCUUACGACUGCUUGGACCUGAACGACACGGAGUUCGAGGAAGAUGUGAGGGAGUUCAAACUGAAGGUGGACGACGCGGACCGGCGGCUCGGCGCCGUCUUCUGUCUGGCCUUCGACGACGCCCCCGGACUGGAGCACGCCUUCAAGGUCGCGGAUAUGUUCGGCGGCCUGCUGGAGCGGCCGCUGGUGGCCGCAGAUGCUCAGGACAGAUUCUCCCGCCUGUUGUCCAUGUUCGACGAAGAGCUGGACUGCUGCAAACUCCUCUACAGCCGCCGCGUUAAGGCGGCGGCGCAUCCCGGUUCGGCUCCAGUGAACAAGAACAUGCCGCCAGUGGCCGGCGGGCUGCGCUGGGCUCAAGAGCUGCGGCAGCGCAUCCAGACCCCCUUCUCCAAGUUCAGACACCUUUCAUAUCCGUGCCUGGAGUCUGCAGAAGGACUGAGGGUCAUCGGCAAGUACGAAGAGAUGAUGCAACUCCUGGACAGGUACUCCGGCGGCUUGUACGAGGCGUGGACGGAGAGCGUGGGCGAGAGCUCCCAGUACAACCUCGGCCUGCCGCUCAUCAGCAGGGACCCGGACACUCGGCUCAUCUCCGUCAACUUCAAUCCGCAGCUGGCCUCGGUGCUCCGGGAGGUCAAGUAUCUGGAGGCUGGACAGACAGUGGAAAUCCCCGAAGCCGCAGUGCAGCUCUACACCACCAGGGGGCAGCUGUGGCAAUACGUGGCCAACCUGGAGCUCACCGCCAGUCGAUACAACAAGGUGCUGCUGUCCGUGCUGGACGUGGAGCGGCCGCUGGUCCGGGGCCAGCUCGGGGACAUCGACCAGCAGCUCCGCCAGGCCCAGGAAACCCUCAACUGGAACAGCCAAGGCGUCUGGCAGUACAUCCAGGAGGUGCGGGACGGCGUCUGCGACCUCGAGAGCCGACUCCAGAGAGCCAAGGACAACGUGGACGAGAUCCAGGGCUGCGUGAGGUCCUGGGCCAGCCCCGUGUUCGACAGGAAGGAGGGCAGGAGGGAGGCGCUGCUCAGUCUGGAGGACAGAACCGAGAGGCUCGACCGGUUCUACGGCCUGAUCCGGUCCUCCGGAGAGAAGAUUCACUUCCUGCUGAAGAGCAACGAGGCGCUCCUCCGAGCCGAGCCGUCCUCCGAGGAGUGGAAGGCCUACGUGGAGUACGUGGACGACGCCGUGCUGGACGGCUUCUUCUGCAGCAUCGAGAGCUCGCUCAAGUUCUUCCUGGAUAACACCGAGCAGCGAGCGGCGGCGGCUCCUCUGUUUGAGGCUCAGCUGGAUCUGAAGCUUCCCGACUUGGUCUUCACGCCGUCCCUGGACUUCGGCGCUGGAGACGGCUUCUUUGAGCUGGUGGAGAGCCUCAUCAACGACGUGUUCAGGAUGUCCUCCCUGGUCCCGCGCCUCGCCCAGCACAGCGCCUUCCCCCACUACCAGGCUGACAUGGAGGACAUGGCCGACCUGGCGGACAUGCGGCAGCUCCUGAUGGAGCGCGUGCAGAGCGCCAUGGCGGCGUGCUGCGAGUUUCGCAACUCCCUGGAGCGCUACAGCUACCUGUACGUGGACGACAGGAAGGAGUUCAUGCGGCAGUUCCUGCUGUACGGACACAUCCUGACCAGCCAGGAGAUGGAGCUUUACGCCGAAAACGGAGUCCCGGAAAACCCGCCGACUCUGGAGAACUUUAGGGAACAAGUGGAAAGUUACGAGAAGAUCUACGAGGAGGUGCAGGCUCUGGAUCCGGUGCGCGUCUUCAACGGCUGGAUGAGGGUGGACGCCCGCAGCAUGAAGAGUGCCUUGCUCAACAUCAUCAAGAAGUGGAGUUUCAUGUUCAAACAGCACCUCAUCGACUUUGUAACCAACAGUCUGUCGGAUCUGGAGAGUUUCAUCGCUGCGGCCGAGGCGGGGCUGGGCCAGCGGGUGGAGGAGGGCGACUACGGCAGCCUGGUGGGCGUCAUGGGUCACUUACUGGCCGUGAAGGAAAGGCAAAGCGCGACGGACACCAUGUUCGAGCCUCUGCAGGAAACCAUCGCUCUGCUGAAGGAGUACGAGCAGGAGCUGCCCGAUGUGGUUUACAGACAGCUGGAGGAGCUACCGGAGAAGUGGAAAAACGUGAAGAAGCAGGCGGUGGUGGUCAAACAGCAGGUGGCGCCACUGCAGGCGAUCGAGGUGACCAGCCUGAGGAGGAAGUGCGCGACGUUCGACGUGGAGCAGCACACCUUCAGGGAGCGCUUCAGGAAGGACGGUCCCUUCAGGUUCGACAGCGAGCGCCCCUACCAGAUGCUGGACGCGUUCCACCGGCAGAUCGGCGAGCGCGAGGCGGUCAUGGCGUCCCUGGUGGCGUCCGCCGGCCUGUUCGAGGUCACCGCGUCGGACUACAAGCAGCUCCGGCAGUGCAGGCGCGAGGUGGGCCUGCUGAAGGAGCUGUGGGACAUGAUCACCGUGGUGGAGUCCAGCAUGGCGUCCUGGAGGACCACUCCCUGGAGGGAGAUCAACGUGGAGGACAUGGAGCUGGAGUGCAAACGCUUCUCCAAAGACAUCCGCGGCCUGGAUAAAGAGGUGCGAGCGUGGGAGGCCUUCACGGGUCUGGACGGCCGGGUCAAGAACCUCCUGGUGUCGCUGCGGGCCGUGGCCGAGCUCCAGAACCCGGCCAUCCGGCCCCGGCACUGGCACCAGCUGAUGGCCGCCACCGGAGUCCGCUUCACCAUGGACCAGGACACCACGCUGGCCGACCUGCUGCAGCUCAACCUGCACUGCUUCGAGGACGAGGUGAGAGGAAUCGUGGACAAGGCGGUGAAGGAGAUGGGGAUGGAGAAGGUCCUGUCUGAGCUCAACGCCACCUGGACUGGCAUGCAGUUCCAGUACGAGCCGCACCACCGGACCCAGGUGCCCCUGCUGCGCAGCGACGAGGAGCUGAUCGAGACGCUGGAGGACAACCAGGUGCAGCUGCAGAACCUCAUGUCGUCCAAGCACAUCGCGCACUUCCUGGAGGAGGUGUCGUCGUGGCAGGCCCGGCUGUCGGUGGCCGACUCGGUCAUCUCCAUCUGGUUCGAGGUGCAGCGGACCUGGACCCACCUGGAGAGCAUCUUCAUCGGCUCGGAGGACAUCCGCUCGCAGCUGCCGGAGGACUCCAGACGCUUCGAGGGGAUUGAUGCCGACUUCAGAGAGCUGGCCAGCGCCGCGCAUCAGACGCCCAACGUGGUGGAGGCCACCAACAAGCCGGGCUUGUUCCUGAAGCUGGAGGACAUCCAGAGCAGACUCUCUCUGUGUGAAAAAGCUCUGGCCGAGUACCUGGACACCAAGCGUCUGGCUUUCCCUCGCUUUUACUUCAUCUCCUCUGCCGACCUGCUGGACAUCCUGUCCAACGGCACCAACCCGCACCAGGUCCAGAAGCAUCUGUCUAAGCUGUUUGACAACAUGGCCAGGAUGCGCUUCCAAGGCGACGGGGAGGGGGGCGCCGCCUCCAAGACCGGCCUGGGCAUGUACAGCAAGGAGGACGAGUACGUGGCCUUCGACCGGCCCUGCGACUGCGACGGGCAGGUGGAGGCGUGGCUGAACCGCGUGUUGGACACCAUGCGCUCCACGGUCCGUCACGAGAUGACGGAGGCGGUGACGGCCUACGAGGAGAAACCCCGGGAGCAGUGGCUGUUCGACUACCCGGCUCAGGUGGCGCUGACGUGCACGCAGAUCUGGUGGACGACCGACGUGGGCCUGGCCUUCGCCCGCCUGGAGGAGGGCUACGACAACUCCCUGAAGGACUACUACAAGAAGCAGGUGUCCCAGCUCAACACGCUCAUCUCCAUGCUGGUGGGCCAGCUGACGCCGGGCGACCGCCAGAAGGUCAUGACCAUCUGCACCAUCGACGUGCACGCCAGGGACGUCGUGGCCAAGAUGAUCGCCCAGAAGGUGGAGAAUUCUCAGGCCUUUGUGUGGCUGUCGCAGCUGCGGCACCGCUGGGAUGAAAGGGAGAAACACUGUUUUGCCAACAUCUGCGACGCCCAGUUCCGCUACUCCUACGAAUACCUGGGCAACACGCCGCGAUUAGUCAUCACUCCCCUGACGGACAGGUGCUACAUCACGCUGACCCAGUCCCUCCACCUGACCAUGAGCGGCGCCCCGGCGGGGCCGGCGGGCACCGGCAAGACGGAGACCACCAAAGACCUGGGCCGGGCCCUGGGCAUCAUGGUGUACGUGUUCAACUGCUCCGAGCAGAUGGACUACAAGUCCUGUGGGAACAUCUACAAAGGCCUGGCGCAGACGGGAGCGUGGGGCUGCUUCGACGAGUUCAACCGGAUCUCCGUGGAGGUGCUGUCGGUGGUCGCGGUGCAGGUGAAGAGCAUCCAAGACGCCAUCCGCGAUAAGAAGCAGAGGUUUAACUUCAUGGGGGAGGAGGUGAACCUGUGCCCCUCCGUGGGGAUCUUCAUCACAAUGAACCCGGGCUACGCCGGCCGGACGGAGCUGCCCGAGAACCUCAAGGCGCUUUUCAGACCCUGCGCCAUGGUGGUGCCGGACUUCGAGCUGAUCUGCGAGAUCAUGCUGGUGGCCGAGGGCUUCAUCAACGCCCGGGCGCUCGCCCGCAAGUUCAUCACGCUCUACACCCUGUGCAAGGAGCUGCUGUCCAAACAGGACCACUACGACUGGGGCCUCCGGGCCAUCAAGUCGGUCCUGGUCGUGGCCGGAUCCCUCAAGAGGGGCGACCCCGGCCGGGCCGAGGACCAGGUGUUGAUGAGAGCCCUGCGAGACUUCAACAUCCCCAAGAUCGUGACGGACGACAUGCCGGUGUUCAUGGGCCUGAUCGGAGACCUGUUCCCGGCUCUGGACGUCCCCCGCAAGAGAGACCCGGACUUCGAGAGGCACGUCAAGGAGGCCAUCCUGGACCUGAAGCUGCAGGCCGAGGACAACUUCGUGCUGAAGGUGGUGCAGCUGGAGGAGCUGCUGGCCGUGCGCCACUCCGUGUUCGUGAUCGGGAACGCCGGCACCGGGAAGAGCCAGGUGCUGCGGUCGCUGCAGCGGACCUACCAGAGGAUGAAGCGCCGGCCCGUGUGCACGGACCUCAACCCCAAAGCCGUGACCAACGACGAGCUCUUCGGCAUCAUCAACCCGGCGACCCGGGAGUGGAAAGACGGCCUGUUCUCCAGCAUCAUGCGGGAGCUCGCCAACGUCAGCCACAACGGGCCCAAGUGGAUCGUCCUGGACGGCGACAUCGACCCGAUGUGGAUCGAGUCACUCAACACAGUCAUGGAUGACAACAAGGUGCUGACUCUGGCCAGUAACGAGCGGAUCCCUCUCAACCCCACCAUGAGGCUGGUGUUUGAGAUCAGCCACCUUCGCACUGCGACUCCAGCCACGGUCUCCAGAGCAGGUAUCUUGUACAUAAACCCUGCAGACCUCGGGUGGAACCCGCCGGUGACCAGCUGGAUCGACAGGCGGGAGGUCCAGUCGGAGAAGGCCAACCUCACCAUCCUGUUCGACAAGUACCUCCCGUCCUGCCUGGAGGCCGUCAGAUCCAGGUUUAAGAAGAUCAUCCCCAUCCCCGAGCAGAGCCUGGUCCAGAUGCUGUGCUACCUGCUGGAGUGUCUUCUGACUCCAGAAAACACGCCGCCAGACUGCGCCAAAGAGCUGCACGAGCUCUACUUCGUCUUCGCCGCCAUCUGGGCCUUCGGCGGCGCCAUGUUUCAGGACCAGCUGGUCGACUACAGAGCCCAGUUCAGCAAGUGGUGGGUGGCCGAGUUCAAAACCAUCAAGUUCCCGUCCCAGGGCACCGUCUUCGACUACUACAUCGACCCGGAGAGCAAGAAAUUCGAACCCUGGUCCAAGAUGGUGCCCAAGUUCGAGAUGGACGCCGACACGCCUCUGCAGGCGUGUCUGGUCCACACCACGGAAACCAUCCGGGUGCGAUACUUCAUGGACCGCCUCCUGGAGCAGCGCCGGCCCGUCAUGCUGGUCGGGAACGCCGGCACCGGGAAGUCGGUGCUGGUCGGGGACAAGCUGGGAUCACUGGACACCGAGAAAUACAUGAUCAAGAACGUCCCCUUCAACUAUUACACCACGUCCGCUAUGCUCCAAGGCGUGCUGGAAAAGCCCCUGGAGAAGAAAGCCGGGCGCAACUACGGACCGCCGGGCAGCCGGCGGCUGGUCUACUUCGUCGACGACCUGAACAUGCCGGAGGUGGACGCCUACGGCACGGUGCAGCCGCACACGCUCAUCCGCCAGCACCUGGACUACAGCCACUGGUAUGACCGUAAUAAGCUGCUUCUGAAGGAAAUACACAACGUUCAAUACGUGUCCUGCAUGAACCCCACGGCCGGCAGCUUCACCAUUAAUCCACGACUGCAGCGCCACUUCUCGGUCUUCGCCCUGUCCUUCCCCGGAGCCGAAGCGCUGACCACCAUCUACACCUCCAUCCUGAACCAGCACCUGAAGGGCGACGGCUUCGGCGCCGCCGUGCAGAGGGCCGGCCCCGCCCUGGUCCAGCUGGCCCUCGCCCUCCACCAGCGCGUCUCCUCCACCUUCCUGCCCACCGCCGUCAAGUUCCACUACAUCUUCAACCUGCGGGACCUCUCCAACAUCUUCCAGGGCAUCCUCUUCUGUACCGCCGAGUGUCUGAAGGCCCCUCAGGACCUGCUGAAAAUCUACCUGCACGAGUCCAGCCGGGUCUACAGAGACAAGCUGGUGGAGGAGCCGGACUUCCAGCUCUUUGACAAGCUGCAGGCGGACGCGGCGAGAAAGUUGUACGAGGAUGUGGACGAGACUCUGCAGCAGGCCGGCCAGAUGAACCUGUACUGCCACUUCGCCCGCGGGCUCGGGGAGGCCAGGUACAUGCCGGCCGAGUCCUGGAGCGGCCUCAGCGCCGCCCUGCUGGAGGCGCUAGACGCCUACAACGAGGUCAACGCCACGCUCAACCUGGUGCUGUUCGAGGACGCCAUGGCUCACGUCUGCCGCGUCAACCGGAUCCUGGAGUCUCCGCGGGGCAACGCGCUGCUGGUGGGCGUGGGCGGCAGCGGCAAGCAGAGCCUCACCCGGCUGGCCGCCUUCAUCUCCAACCUGGAGGUGUUCCAGAUCACCCUGAGGAAGGGCUACGGCGUCGCCGACCUCAAGAGUGACCUGGCGUCCCUCUACAUGAAAGCCGGAGUGAAGAACAUCGGCACGGUGCUCCUGAUGACGGACGCCCAGGUGGCGGAUGAGAAAUUCCUGGUCCUGGUCAACGAUCUGCUGGCGUCGGGAGAGAUUCCUGACUUGUUCCCGGACGACGAGGUGGAGAACAUCAUCGGCAGCGUGAGGCCGGAGGUCCGCGGGUCGGGAGUGAUGGAUACCAGAGAAAACUGCUGGAAGUUCUUCAUCGACCGCGUUCGCCGACAGCUCAAGGUGGCCUUGUGCUUCUCCCCCGUCGGCAGCAAGCUGAGGGUCCGCGGCAGGAAGUUCCCCGCCGUGGUCAACUGCACCGCCAUCGACUGGUUCCACGAGUGGCCGCAGGAGGCGCUGGAGUCGGUCAGCCUCCGCUUCCUGCAGGAGGUGGAGAACAUCGAGCCGCCGGUGAAGGAGUCGGUGAGCAAAUUCAUGGCCUACGUGCACGCCAGCGUCAACCACACGUCCCGGGAGUACCUGGCCGGCGAGCGGCGCUACAACUACACCACGCCCAAGUCCUUCCUGGAGCAGAUCAAGCUGUACCGCGGCCUGCUGGGCCAGAAGAGCCGAGACCUGCGCAGCAAGAUGGAGCGGCUGGAGAACGGCCUGCAGAAGCUGAGCAGCACCUCGGCUCAGGUGGACGAGCUCAAGGCCAAGCUGGCCGCUCAGGAAGUGGAACUCAAGCAGAAAAACGAAGACGCCGACAAGCUGAUUCAGGUGGUCGGCGUGGAGACGGAGAAGGUGUCCAAAGAGAAGGCGGUGGCCGACGAGGAGGAGCGAAAGGUGGCGGCCAUCGCCGUGGUGGUCAGCGGCAAGCAGAGAGACUGCGAGGAGGAUCUGGCCAAGGCCGAGCCGGCUCUGCUCGCCGCUCAGGACGCCCUUAACACCCUCAAUAAGAACAACCUGACGGAGCUGAAGUCGUUCGGCUCCCCGGUGGCGGCGGUGACCAACGUCACGGCGGCGGUCAUGGUGCUGAUGGCGCCCGGCGGGAAAGUCCCCAAAGACCGCAGCUGGAAGGCGGCCAAGGUGAUGAUGGCCAAAGUGGACGCGUUCCUGGACUCCCUGGUCAACUUCAACAAGGAGAACAUCCCGGAGGCGUGCCUGAAGGCCAUCUCGCCGUACCUGCAGGAUAAAGAGUUCCAGCCGGAUCUGGUGGCGUCCAAGUCGUACGCGGCGGCCGGCCUGUGCUCCUGGGUCCUGAACAUCGUCAAGUUCUACGAGGUGUACUGCGAGGUGGAGCCCAAGCGGCAGGCCCUGAGCAAGGCCAACGCCGAGCUGGCCGCCGCGCAGGAGAAGCUCGCCGCCAUCAAGAGCAAGAUCAGCGUUCUGAAUGAGAACCUGGCCAAGCUGACGGCCAAGUUCGAGCAGGCCACCGCCGACAAGCUCAAGUGCCAACAGGAGGCGGAGUCCACCGCCAGAACCAUCUCGCUCGCCAACCGCCUGGUGGGCGGUUUGGCUUCGGAGAACGUCCGCUGGGCCGAGGCCGUGGAAAACUUCAAGAAACAGGAGAGGACUCUGUGCGGAGACGUCCUCCUCAUCACCGCCUUCGUCUCCUACCUGGGGUACUUCACCAAACGCUACAGGCUGCAGCUCAUGGACAACAGCUGGAGGCCGUAUCUCAGCCAGCUGCAGGUUCCCAUCCCCGUGACCCCCGACCUGGACCCUUUGACCAUGCUGACCGACGACGCCGACGUGGCGGCCUGGCAGAACGAGGGUCUGCCCGCCGACCGGAUGUCCACCGAGAACGCCACCAUCCUCACCUCGUGCCAGCGCUGGCCCCUCAUGGUGGACCCCCAGCUGCAGGGCAUCAAGUGGAUCAAGAACAAGUACGGCGAGGACCUGCGAGUGAUUCGCAUCGGGCAGCGAGGUUACCUGGAUGCCGUGGAGCGAGCGCUGGCGGCGGGCGACGUGGUUCUGAUAGAGAACUUGGAGGAGAACCUGGAUCCCGUUCUGGGACCUCUGCUGGGCAGAGAGACCAUCAAGAAGGGAAGGUACAUAAAAAUAGGAGACAAGGAGUGCGAGUACAACCCCAGUUUCCGCCUCAUCCUGCACACUAAGCUGGCCAGCCCUCAUUACCAGCCCGAGCUGCAGGCCCAGUGCACGCUCAUCAACUUCACCGUGACCAGAGACGGGCUGGAGGACCAGCUGCUGGCCGCCGUGGUCAGCAUGGAGAGACCGGACCUGGAGCAGCUGAAGUCCGACCUGACCAAGCAGCAGAAUGGAUUCAAGAUCACCCUGAAGACGCUGGAGGACAACCUCCUGUCCCGCCUGUCCUCCGCCUCCGGGAACUUCCUGGGAGACACGGAGCUGGUGGAAAACUUGGAGACCACCAAACGCACAGCUGCUGAGAUUGAAGAGAAGGUAAAAGAAGCCAAGGUGACAGAGGCCAAAAUCAAUGAGGCUCGGGAGCACUACCGACCGGCGGCGGCCCGGGCUUCCUUAUUGUACUUCAUAAUGAACGACCUCAAUAAAAUCCACCCCAUGUACCAGUUCUCUCUCAAGGCGUUCAGCGUGGUCUUCCAGAAAGCCGUCCUCAAGGCCGAGCCGGACGAGGCCCUCAAACAGCGAGUGUCCAACCUGAUCGACAGCAUCACCUCCUCGGUCUUCCAGUACACCACCAGAGGCCUGUUCGAGUGUGACAAGCUCACAUACAUCGCUCAGCUGGCGUUCCAGAUCCUGCUGAUGAAUAAAGAAAUAAACCCUGCAGAGCUGGACUUCCUCCUGAGAUACCCUGUCCAACCAGGUGUAACAUCACCGGUGGAUUUCCUCUCCAACCACUCCUGGGGAGGGAUCAAGUCUCUGUGCAACAUGGACGAGUUCCGUAACCUGGACCGCGACAUCGAGGGUUCGGCGAAACGCUGGAAGAAGUUCGCCGAGAGCGAGUGUCCCGAAAAGGAGAAGUUCCCGCAGGAGUGGAAGAGCAAAACCUCGCUGCAGAGGCUGUGCAUGAUGAGGGCGCUGAGGCCCGACCGCAUGACGUACGCCGUCAGAGACUUUGUGGAGGAGAAACUGGGGAGCAAGUACGUGAUUGGCAGAUCGCUGGACUUCGCCGUCUCCUUUGAAGAGUCGGGUCCGGCCACUCCCAUGUUCUUCAUCCUCUCUCCGGGAGUUGACCCUUUGAAGGAUGUGGAGAAGCACGGGAAGAAGUUGGGCUUCACGUUCGACAACAGGAACUUCCACAAUGUCUCCCUGGGUCAAGGACAGGAGGUGAUCGCUGAGCAGGCCAUCGAUCUGGCAGCCAAGAACGGCCACUGGGUCAUACUGCAGAACAUCCACCUGGUGGCUCGCUGGCUGGGGACCCUGGAGAAGCUGCUGGAGCAGCACGCCGAGGGCAGCCACCAGGACUUCCGGGUGUUCGUCAGCGCCGAGCCCUCCUCCACCCGCGAGGGCCACAUCAUCCCCCAGGGCAUCCUGGAGAACUCCAUCAAGAUCACCAACGAGCCACCCACCGGCAUGCACGCCAACCUGCACAAGGCUCUGGACAACUUCAAUCAGGACACGCUGGAAAUGUGUGCAAGGGAGAACGAGUUUAAAAGCAUCCUGUUCUCCUUGUGCUAUUUCCACGCUGUGGUGGCCGAGAGGAGGAAGUUCGGACCUCAGGGCUGGAACAGAUCCUACCCGUUUAACACCGGAGACCUCACCAUUUCCAUCAACGUCCUCUACAACUACCUGGAGGCCAAUCCGAAGGUGCCGUAUGACGACCUGCGCUACCUGUUCGGCGAAAUCAUGUACGGGGGCCACAUCACCGACGACUGGGACCGCCGCCUGUGUCGGACCUACCUGGAGGAGUUCAUCAAGCCCGAGAUGAUGGAGGGCGAGCUGUACCUGGCGCCUGGCUUCCCCCUGCCAGGAAACAUGGACUACAACAGCUACCACCAGUACAUCGACGACACGCUGCCCGCCGAGUCCCCGUACCUCUACGGCCUUCACCCCAACGCCGAGAUCGGCUUCCUCACUCAAACCUCAGAGAAGCUUUUCCGCACGGUGCUGGAGAUGCAGCCCAGGGAUGGAGGAGGCGGCGAGGGAGGCGGGGCGACGCGAGAGGAGAAGGUGCGCGCGGUGCUGGAGGAGAUCUUGGAGAAGCUGCCGGAGGAGUUCAACAUGGCCGAGCUCCUGGGGAAGGCGGAGGAGAGGACUCCCUACCAGGUGGUGGCGCUGCAGGAGUGUGAGCGCAUGAACGUGCUGACGCAGGAGAUCCGACGCUCCCUGCGCGAGCUGAACCUCGGACUGAAGGGGGAGCUGACCAUGACCAGCGACAUGGAGAACCUUCAGAACGCCGUCUUCCUGGACGUGGUGCCGGACAGCUGGACCAGGCGGGCGUACCCCUCCAUGUCCGGCCUGGCCCUCUGGUUCUCCGACCUGCUGGCCCGGAUCAAGGAGCUGGAGGCCUGGUCCGCCGACUUCGUCCUGCCCUCCGCCGUGUGGCUGGCCGGCUUCUUCAACCCCCAGUCCUUCCUCACAGCCAUCAUGCAGGCCAUGGCCCGAAGGAACGAGUGGCCCCUGGACAGCAUGUGCCUCCAGUGCGACGUCACCAAGAAGAGCCGCGAGGACUUCAGCUCGCCGCCGCGAGAGGGCGCCUACGUUCACGGGCUUUACAUGGAGGGCGCACGCUGGGACACGCAGACCGGCCUCAUCGUCGACGCCCGGCUGAAGGAGCUCACCCCGGCCAUGCCGGUCAUCUUCAUCCGGGCCGUCCCCGUGGACAAACAGGAGAGGCGGAGCGUCUACCAGUGUCCCGUCUACAAGACCCGCCAGAGGGGCCCCACGUACGUGUGGACCUUCAACCUGAAGACCAAAGAAAACCCCUCCAGGUGGACCCUGGCUGGCGUGGCCCUCCUGCUGCAGAUCUAACGGCAAAACUCAGUA
Messenger RNA from Salarias fasciatus (jewelled blenny), 13407 nucleotides. RefSeq names its product dynein, axonemal, heavy chain 9 (gene dnah9). Lineage: Eukaryota; Metazoa; Chordata; Actinopteri; Blenniiformes; Blenniidae. The record is from RefSeq and is a predicted model, not a curated record. Gene Ontology annotation, molecular function: minus-end-directed microtubule motor activity; ATP binding; dynein intermediate chain binding. The coding region runs from base 1 to 13392 and encodes 4463 amino acids. The transcript is spliced from 78 exons. Gene Ontology annotation, cellular component: dynein complex. Gene Ontology annotation, biological process: microtubule-based movement.